Messenger RNA from Ananas comosus (pineapple), 1357 nucleotides. Its product is annotated as AT-hook motif nuclear-localized protein 15-like. Gene Ontology annotation, molecular function: minor groove of adenine-thymine-rich DNA binding; DNA-binding transcription factor activity. The record is from RefSeq and is a predicted model, not a curated record. Gene Ontology annotation, cellular component: nucleus. Lineage: Eukaryota; Viridiplantae; Streptophyta; Magnoliopsida; Poales; Bromeliaceae. The coding region runs from base 1 to 1200 and encodes 399 amino acids. The transcript has 2 exons.
AUGCAUGGGGCUUGGGGAGGCUCUUCUGAGGAGAGUAACCCCUUCUAUAACAACUACGCGACAGGACAAACAUACAUACAGAUAAAGCUGGCGAACCGGUGGUGGGCAGGGAACCCCGGCUUGGGGGGAAGAGGAGGAGGAGGCGGAGGCGUGGACUCCGCCGCCGCAACCCCUUCCCAUGGCCUCCACCUCAACCACUUCUCCAACCUCAGCCCCCACCGCCCCCACGAUCCCAACCCUAACCCUAAUCCUAACCCUAACCCUAACAACAACAACAACCCCUCCACCCCCAACAGCAGCUCCAGCAACACCAACCCGCACGGCGGCGGCGGGGGCGGGGGCGGGGAGGACGACGUGGACCACUCGCCGUCCUCCGGCGGCGCCCAGCAAGAUCCCGGGUCGUCGUCGUCGGGGCGCAGGCCCCGCGGGCGGCCGGCCGGGUCGAAGAACAAGCCGAAGCCCCCGAUCAUCAUCACCCGCGAGAGCCCCAACGCGCUGCGCUCCCACGUGCUGGAGAUCGCCAGCGGCGCCGACAUCAUGGACGCCGUCUCCGCCUUCGCCCGGCGGCGGCAGCACGGCGUGUCCGUGCUGAGCGGCACGGGCGUGGUGGCCAACGUCACCCUCCGCCAGCCCCCCUCCUCCGCCUCCUCCGCCUCGCCGCCCCCGCAGGCCUCCUCCGUGGUCUCCCUCCACGGCCGCUUCGAGAUCCUCUCCCUCUCCGGCGCCUUCCUCCCCACGCCCUCCCCCCCGGGCGCCACCGGCCUCACCGUCUACCUCGCCGGCGGCCAGGGCCAGGUCGUCGGCGGCGCCGUCGUCGGCGAGCUCGUCGCCUCCGGCCCCGUCAUGGUCGUCGCCGCCACCUUCACCAACGCCACCUACGAGCGCCUCCCCCUCCCCGACGACGUCGACGACCCCGACCCCUCCGCUGCGCCGCUGCCGCCGGCGGGAGCGCAGCCUGCCUCCUCGGACGCCCUGCAGCACCAGCACCAGCUGCAGCUGCAGCACAGCCCGCCGCUCGGGGCGGGGAACAACGGCGCCGCCGCGGGGCUCGGCGACCCCUCGCCCAUGCCCAUGCCCAUGCCCAUGCCCGUGCCGAUGCCCAUGUUCAACCUGCCCCCCAAUCUCAUCGCCAACGGCCAGCUGCCGCACGACGUGUUCGCCGCCUGGGCUUCCGCGGCGCCGCGGCCCCCGGGCUACUGAUCAUAUCGUACUCAAACCUUAAGUGUUCCUCCACUCCUUCCUCAAUUCCACUUUUUUCGUCAAUCUCCUGUCUCUUUUCUCUAUAAAUUAUGCUGUUUAAUUAUUUAGCCUUGUGAUUGUCUACCCCCUCUGUGCUAUUGAUGAUCAGCCGAAAGAA